AUGUCAUUGGAAGAUGGCGGUUCUCGGGUGAGAAUGAGAAGAAAAGGUUGCUUUUCGACUCUAAAAACGGGUUACGAGCUAUCUGAAAUUGGUGUAAUUUCCGAAAGUGGAGUGGAGAAAAAAAAACCUACAAACUUGAUUCUGCGACAAUCAUUGAAAGUGAAUCGACAUGUCGGAAGAUUGGCAAAGCGUGUGCCUGUAUGUCCGCUCUGCAACGCCCCAGUGCCUUCGAAGCGAUCCGAUCCACCCGAUCUCGCGGUAAGUCUGCAUAUAGACAACGACUGUCAGGCAGAUCGUGCCAAAAGCAGGAGGAAAGUCUUCACCAACAAGUGUACGUCCAAGGGCUGCAAAAUCAAGGAAAUCGUCGCGGUUAAAUGCGGGGACUGCGGGAAAAACUUUUGCUUGAAACACCGGCAUCCCUGCGAUCACGCUUGUGUGGGAAAAGAGGAAACCGUGCGUCAGCGGAGGAUCGAAGCUCUUAACAAACAGGCCGAGAGUCGAGUCCCACAGAAUAAUCAAAAUGCCAAUUCUAGCCUGUUUAGGAAUCUUCAGGGAACUAUCAGCGAGGACGAAGCCUUGGCCAGGGCCUUACAAGCCUCUCUUCAAGAUGAAGAAAAUGCUGGGAGGAUCGAGUCUUGUCAAGAGGAAGAGAUUCCACUCGGGAACAAAGGCAGAUGCAUGCUCUCUUAGUUCUUUUAUAAUUUAUAAACACGAUAAAACGGUGACGGCAACGAAGAACAGACGUGUUGAAAUCCUGGUGGAAUUACUUGUCAACUGCUGAAGAUGCGUUUAAUGUUUUUUUUUUCAACGUUUCUAGAAUUAGGCAUCAAAUAUCAAUUAGUAGGCGGGUUCUUACGAGCUAUGGAUGAUCAAAAAACUGGACAUUUUCAAAAUCCUAUUCUAUAAUUUAGCCUUUUACGGGAGGAAACUGAAUUUCUGUCUUUUUUCACAUUAAAUAAGCUCUAGUUUUUAAAUCUAAAUACACGAGAAUUUGAAAGAAAUAUUGAACUAUGUAUCUUUCAUACAAGCUUUUUUUUUCGUCAGUUGCUGUUAAGUCGUUUACAUUCACCCUAAAUUUUAAAUCAAGUCUCCUCAACUAUUAUACAUAAACAUAACCUUAUUAGUUACUCUAUCCAAUCACGAAUUCUAUUUCACCAAGUCUAGUUAUAAUCGCAAUGAUGUAACAAAUUAAGACUUCUGAUCGCUGUCUAGUGAUUAAUUAAUUACGCAAUUUUUUGUAAAUAAUUUAAAAAUAAUCUAUAUACACAUUGCGAACAAUCACGUUCCAAACUGCCUCUGUCCAUUUGUCAUAAUAAAUAGUUACUACCAGCUUUAUUGUAACACAAAAAAGAAGAAACGGUGUUAUGAAACGAGUAAAAAGUUCUUUACUUGCAAAUUUUCCUCUACUCUUAUCCAUACAAUAAAUAUUUAUCAUAAACAUA
Neodiprion fabricii is the source of this 1442-nucleotide messenger RNA. RefSeq names its product AN1-type zinc finger protein 2B-like. The record is from RefSeq and is a predicted model, not a curated record. Gene Ontology annotation, molecular function: zinc ion binding. The transcript has 2 exons. Gene Ontology annotation, biological process: proteasome-mediated ubiquitin-dependent protein catabolic process; protein targeting to ER. The coding region runs from base 1 to 690 and encodes 229 amino acids. Lineage: Eukaryota; Metazoa; Arthropoda; Insecta; Hymenoptera; Diprionidae. Gene Ontology annotation, cellular component: endoplasmic reticulum; cytoplasm.